AGAAUCAUCAAACAAGCUCUAAAACAAGCUAUAACUAUAUAAUAACAGGGAUACAAACAGGCAGAUACAUUUAACUUUAAAUUUCUCAGAAAAAACCCUCCCCCUGUUUCCUCAAACUCAAACACACAGCAGUAAAAGUGAAAGAAGAACGAGCACUCGACGGGAACAGGAGCUGAGUUGUACACACAUAACGGGAAGAAGAGAAACAAACACAGACCCCAAAUUUCAUUCUUACCUUCACACAAGGUUCAAACAUGGGAUCAUCUCCAUCCAGACCUGAAUUUGACACAGUUCUGGCUAAUAGACAAGUUUCAGAAGGACAAAAUGUUGUUCUUUCCUGUGAUGCAAGCACAGAAGAUGUAACAAAAUCAUGGGAAAAGAAUGGCAAAAAAUUGGAUUGUGUGCAGGGCAAGCAUGUUGUGAAAAACGUUGGUAAAAGGUGCAUCUUGGAAAUUUCAAAGGCUGAGACAAGUGAUGAAGGGGAAUAUACCAUAACCUUGACCAACAAAUCAGGUUCCAUCUCAUGCUCUGCCUCUGUCAGAGUCGAAAUAAAUGAAUGGAGGAAAGUGCAAUGGAGAGAAACAGUUAUGUUGGAUUCCCUCAAGGCAUUUCAAAUUUGUAAUGAAGUCCAAGAGCUCCGCUUCCUAUUUUAUGGACCAGUUGGAGCAGGAAGUUCCAGCAUCAUAAACACCAUCAGAUCCAUUUUUGAAGGACGUCAGUCUGUCAGCUGUCUGGAUGCUGCAGGAUUUACUAAGAGUUACACUCUAUAUUAUGAACGAUUUAGAUUUGCAAAUGAAAAUGGAUCAUUUCCUUUUGCCUUCCAUGAUGUAAUGGGUACAGAAGCAGAAUUUGGGGUCCUCACUGAAGAUAUCAUCCUUGCUUUAAAAGGGCAUAUGAAAGAGGGUUACCUGUUUAACAUAAAAACUCCACUGUCUGAAUGCAACCGUUAUUACAACCAAAAUCCCAGCUUGAGUGAUCAGAUGCACUGCCUGGUGUUUGUCGCACCAGCUGACAAGAUUUCGAUGAUGAACAGAGAUCUUAUUGGAAAACUGAAGCAUGUCAGAGAUGCAGCAAGCAGAAUGGGAAUCCCUCAAGUGGUUUUCAUGACAAGAGUUGACUGUGCAUGUCCAAUGACAAAGGAGAAUUUGAGAAACAUCUACAAAAGCAGAAAGAUCAGAGAAAAAAUGCAUGAAUGCAGUAAUGUACUGGGUGUGCCUGUGAAUUGUAUCUUCCCUGUCUCGAACUAUCAUGAGCAGACCCAUAUGCAUAAGGAUAUAAACUGCCUGAUGCUGGAUGCCUUAACACAGAUUAUCAACUGGGCAAAUGAUUAUGUGGUCAGAAGGGCCAACAUCUAAAGUUCACAUCAACAACCAAUAUGUGAAUCAAGAAAUUUUAUGCAAAAUAUGAAAGCCUGCAAUGAUUUGGUGACUUGUUCAGGGUGUACCCUGCCUCUUGCCCAUAGUUAUCUGGGAUAGACUCCAGCUUGCCCAUGACCCUGCACAGGAAAAAUGGUUACGGAUAAUGGAUGGAUGGGAUGGAAUAUGAAAAGCAUAAUGACAAUUCACCCAGUCCUUAGUCCAAAUUAAUCAGUUGAUGCAAUGCAUUUUAAAACAUGAAACUUGUUUAUACAUGAACAGUAUAUUCAUGAUACGAUCCAGGUUUUGAACAGGGCUUUAAUGAUACAAAUAUACAAUUAACAUGUAUCCUUUGUAUAUAGAUCCAAAAACCCUAGCCUGAAUAUUGAAAGUUACACUGCACUUCAUCAUGCUUCUUUAGUGGAUGAAAGGUUUUGAAUUUUUACAUGAUCAUUAUGGAAUUGAGUGCACCAGUAGCGCAGAUUAAACAAUUUACAAUUCUGGUUAAUGGGAACAUUUCAUAUGCAACUGUAAUAGAAUUCUACAUAUUGCUUGAAUUACUACAUGCUUAAGAUAUUUUAUGCUUAGCUCAUUUCACCUUUAACAUAUUAGGUUUCAUGAUAGUUAUAUUAAUCAUGCUUUUGUUUUUAAAAAUCUGAUGUAUUAUACAAAUUAAUGGUUAAAUAUACCUAUAAAUGGGAAGCACGGUGGUGUAGUGGUUAGCACUGUUGCCUCACAGCAAGAAUGUCCUGGGUUCGAGUCCAGUGGCUGGCAAGGGCCUUGCUGUGUGGAGUUUGCAUGUUCUCCGUGUCUGCAUGGGUUUCCUCCAGGUGCUCCGGUUUCCUCCACAGUCCAAAGACAUGCAGGUUAGAUUAAUUGGUGGCUCUAAACUGACCGUAGGUGUGAAUGUGGUUGUUUGUCUAUGUGUCAGCCCUGUGUUGACCUGGUGACUUGUCCAGGGUGUACCCCACCUCUCACCCAUAGUCAACUGGGAGAGGCUCCAGCUUGCCUGCGACCCUGUAGAACACGAUAAGUGGCUACAGAUAAUGGAUGUAUGGAUGGAUAAACCUAUAAAAUGCCCCUGUGUUUGAGUUCACACUCUUUUUAUAAAUACAUUUUAAAUUAUUAUAUUUAUAUUAAAUAAUUAACCUGGAAAAGACAUUUUAAAAAUGAGUAGCUUAGACAACACAGUGAAAUGGACAGAUCAAGCACAUUUCUUGCUCCACGUACUACAGCAAAUGUACACAUUUAUGGCCCUCACAGGCAAUUUGAGAAUGUGACUGAAGUUAAAUUGUUUAUCAAAAUUCAGCAACACUCACAAUUAAUUGCAAUACAUAAAAGAAUACUUUGA
Neoarius graeffei (lesser salmon catfish) is the source of this 2706-nucleotide messenger RNA. Its product is annotated as interferon-induced protein 44-like. The coding region runs from base 255 to 1355 and encodes 366 amino acids. Lineage: Eukaryota; Metazoa; Chordata; Actinopteri; Siluriformes; Ariidae. The record is from RefSeq and is a predicted model, not a curated record. The transcript has 9 exons.